AUGUCUUCGAACGCCUCUUCCUCGUACGGCUCGUCCUACGCACAGGACAAGGGCGCCUACGCUUCUCGCUCUUCCUCACCACGGUCUACAACCUCGACCUACUCGUCGCCGAGUUCGUCAAGCCUCUACGCCCACCGCGGCCACUCACAGCGGAACAACCGUUACGGCAGCAAACCCAGCGGCAACGUCCAGGUUACCCAAGGCGGCCAGUCGAACGGCCCGUCGAGCACGUCCGCUGGGAACGCAGGCUACUAUCAGUAG
Didymosphaeria variabile is the source of this 261-nucleotide messenger RNA. RefSeq lists its product as uncharacterized. NCBI's taxonomy places the organism in Eukaryota, Fungi, Ascomycota, Dothideomycetes, Pleosporales, Didymosphaeriaceae. The record is from RefSeq and is a predicted model, not a curated record. Bases 1 to 261 code for a protein of 86 amino acids. The transcript has 2 exons.